AUGACGCCUUCUAAGUUUAAGAAUCGCUGCCCUGUAUGUCACCGGCCGUCUUGGCGCCUGCGACGCCACUUGGAUGACGUUCACAGCGUCAGGAACGCCCUGGAGCGAAGGAUCCUGCUGGCGUUUGCCAGAGGGCGAGUGAGCGUUCGCGGCAUGAAGUGCCCCGUCGGCGGCUGCUCGUACGGCGGGUCAAGGGUGGCGCAGCACCUCCAAGACGCUCACCGUGACCUGGGUGCCAAGGAGAAGAAGCGCCUUUUGAGGAAGCUCCAGUGGCGCAAAACGCUGCGGCAGGGACCGAGCGCCAGCCCUCCACGUUCCACCUCGGCGGCGGACUCCACACAGCGGCCGGAGCCAUGUCUUCUUCCCGGCGGCGACGACGACGACGACGACGACGUGCCAUCCGCGGACUCGGCGGCGACGACGACGACCGGAGUGCCGGAGGUCGAGGACGAAGAACCGCAGGCCCCGUCCUCGAGCACGGUGGGUAGGCUGAGUACAUUUCCUGCAGUCAUCCGUGGCUACCUAGAAGAGUACGGCCGGCACCUGGCCGGGGCAGUACGCUCGCGAAAGCAUGCUGAAAAUGUUAAGUCAAAGAUGGGUCGAAUUGUUGCAUUCCUCAGCUACAUGAGCCGUGAUAAGACCGAGCUGGGCUCCUGGCGCUUCUUGGAUGACGCCGGACGCAUAAUGGCCUGGCCCGCCGAACUCACCGAGCGGGAGCGGAAGGCCGUAACUACCGUUAAGGUCUACCUGGUAAACACAACCCAAUUCCACGUAUACUUCAUGGAGACGCCUCCGAGAAGCUCCAGGCUGUCCAAGCGGCAGCUCGUGUCCGUGAUGAGAGCUCUGAGGUCGGCUACGUGCCAAAUCGGAACGAAGGUGGUGCUUCGGCAGAUCAAGGUCAAGUCCGAGAAGCUACAGCGCUCCGUAACGCCCGAAAUUCUCCGCAGAUGCAUCGCAAAGUGUCGGGGCUGGAUCCCCAAACUCUUGCUGAGCUGCUCGCAAAAGAAGCACGACGUGGGACUGAGGCACCUGCUGUUCGGGUUCUUCGGCCUUUACCUUAUUUCUCUCUACGGCCAUCGAGCCGGAGUGAUGACCAACCUUACCACCGAAGAGGUCCUGGAGGCCGCGAGCGGGGCCGUCUCUUCCUCUCCGGGGGUCGUACUCAAUGUAAAGAACCAUAAGACUGCCCGGGUGUUUGGAUGUGCUCAGGUCUUUCUCACCCACGAGGAACUGGGCUGGAUCCAGCGGUGGAUGGAGAUCCGGGCUCGGCUACGUCCGCAGUGCGAUCUGGUCUUCUUCAAUACCAACCAUCAGCACGUGAACACCAUCACUGCGUUCGCCAGGAACGCGUGGGCAGCGAUGCUGCUGCCAGGGAGACCCUCGCUUACCGACAUCAGGACCGCGGUGGCAACGAUGUGCAGGAACACCCACUCCAGUGAUGUCCGGACGCAGAUGGCCCGGGUCAUGUGCCACGACACCCGCACGGCCGACCGAUUCUAUGCGAUGCAGCUGGAUGUCGGCCAAAUGGCGGAGAUGAGGCGCAGAUUUGCCCAGUGCAUGGGAGAAGAAGCUGCAGAAAGUUCACAAUAAACUUUGAAUAAUGCACCAGGAUGUGUCAUGUCUCUUCAUUGUGUGGUGGUGGUGGUGGGACAGGGGGGGGUUUCCAGGUUCCAGUCCCGGCCAACGGGGCCCGCGGACCGGCCCGCACCACCUCUGGUAAUCUGAUCUGGGCUCCGAACCGAGCCGAGCCAGAGAGGCACCAGGCCCAUCCAGAAGGACCGAGGAGGAGACUCACUCACCGGACCGGCCAGAGCCCACAGCGUUGCUGCCUCGGAGAUCCAGAGAACCAGAGAGAAGAUCCGG
Molecule: messenger RNA, 1863 nt
Organism: Xiphophorus hellerii (green swordtail)
Lineage: Eukaryota; Metazoa; Chordata; Actinopteri; Cyprinodontiformes; Poeciliidae
Exons: 4
Coding region: 1-1590 (529 amino acids)
Source: RefSeq, a predicted model, not a curated record